AAGGAAAGGCCCCAAGACGCAGUGUCACAAAAACGGUGAUUCCUGCGUCGCGAACACGAGAAAGGUGCUUUACCGUGCGCCUAACCACUGGUAGCGCGCGUGGAAAAAAACAGAGGGGAAAUGAGCUCAUGGGAUGCAUUUCGUGAACAACGCCCUCGUGCUUGUAACCAAUGGCAGCGUGGGUGCGUCUUGAUAUCGACGUGACGCCGGAGGAAGAGGAUUAAAAAGCUCAACACAGACCAAGACGCGCAGCACACUUUAACCUAGGUCACAUCUAGAUAGUGCGGUACCUUGUGUAGGUUACACACUCUGAUUUGGCCACAUCUUCGAUCAGUUUAAGGCAAAACUAACCCAGCGAUACAAUGUUACCAGAGGCAUCCUGCAAGUAUGGUUAUGAGGAGUGUAAGGCUACUGCAGACUGGCUUCUGGAUCAUGCUCCAGUUCAACCCCUAGUGGGCAUCGUGUGUGGCUCAGGCCUUGGAGGACUGGCUGAUAUGCUGAAGGAUCAGAAGGUUUUCAGUUAUAGCGACAUCCCCAACUUUCCCCAAAGCACAGUGUGUGGUCAUGCUGGCCGGUUGGUGUUUGGCACUCUUAAAGGACAGCCAUGUGUUUGCAUGAAGGGACGAUUCCAUCUCUAUGAAGGCUAUCCCAUCGAAAAGAUCACCAUGCCCAUCCGUGUCUUUAAGCUCAUGGGCGUUGAGACAGUCAUCUUGACUAAUGCAGCAGGGGGACUGAACCAGGACUACAAAGUUGGAGACAUCAUGAUAAUCAAGGACCACAUCAACUUGCCUGGUUUUGCUGGACGCAAUCCUUUAUGUGGCCCUAAUGAUGAGAGGUUUGGAACUCGUUUCCCAUGCAUGUCGGAUGCAUAUGACCGGAAGCUGCGGCAGCUUGCCCUGGAUGUGGGGCAGGAGCUUGGCUACUCACACUUCCUGCGGGAGGGUGUGUACUGUGUGCUGGGAGGGCCAUCCUUUGAGACCAUCGCUGAGUGCAGAAUGCUUAACCGUUUAGGCGCUGAUGCUGUGGGCAUGAGCACCGUCCAUGAGGUGAUAGUGGCUCGCCACUGUGGCAUGAGAGUCUUCGCCCUCUCCCUGAUCAGCAACCAGGCUGUGAUGGACUACAGCAGCGAAGACAAAGCCAACCACGAGGAGGUCCUGCAGACUGGGGAGCAUCGCUCCCAGCAACUGGUGAAGCUGGUGUCCACCAUCGUCACCAGCGUCGACCAGCACAGACGUGGAGAGAGCACAAAAAGCCAACACUAAACAUCUGCUUCACAGCCCCACCUACAUGUAAAACAACAGUGUAAAAGACCAGGCCCACAUCUUGCCACAGAGACCUAUGUAUUGCCCUGUGGCUCACUUGCACUUCUAAUAGCUUUUAGUGGCACCUGACCUAAUAGACCUGUCUGGUGCAUGCUUAUAAUGUACUGUAUAUUUUUACAUUCCUGGAGUCACUGAUUAGAGGACAGUUUGCCUCCUGUAAUGUCUUAAGCUUGAAUGACUUGGCACAUAAUGGCUAACUGCGGUUUACUGUUACUGACUUAAUAUCCUGUUUCAAGACUAUUUAUUAAAUAUUUUCAUCUCUUAUCAACCCGACUUAAUAAUACAACAAAGUUGAGCGAUAAGUAAGGAUAUUCCUUAGAGCUGUACCUUGAAUAUUUUAUUUCUUGACCAUCAAAAAUUACUUUAUUAUUACCUAUUAUUCCAAAGUUCACUUUUUUCAGAUAUUUAAUAUUUAUAUUAAUUAACUUUUAGGCAGAGUAUUUUUUUGAAUGUUUUUAUAGCAGUUGUUUUUGUCUGAGCCUAAAUAUAUAACUUGAUAAAAAUUGUAAUUCAUAAUAAACCUGAUAAUGAAGGCUCCAUUUCCAAUCUCAAUGGUGUUUGUGCGUAAGUGUUUGUACUUGAUGAGGAUAUGCAUUUUACACUGCCUGGCUAAAAAAAUAAAGUUACACGCUAAUAUUU
This is a messenger RNA of Electrophorus electricus (electric eel), 1961 nucleotides long. RefSeq names its product purine nucleoside phosphorylase 5b (gene pnp5b). The record is from RefSeq and is a predicted model, not a curated record. Gene Ontology annotation, cellular component: cytoplasm. NCBI's taxonomy places the organism in Eukaryota, Metazoa, Chordata, Actinopteri, Gymnotiformes, Gymnotidae. Gene Ontology annotation, biological process: nucleoside metabolic process. Gene Ontology annotation, molecular function: purine-nucleoside phosphorylase activity.